AUGAUGUUUCAUUCAGUUUUAUUAAGUAAUCGAAGCAUAGAUAAUUACAACAACAUACAUCAACAACCGACUCAACAAACAAUUAUUAUAAAAAAUCUUGAACAAUCAUUAAAAAAGAAUAAAAUAUCAAUUAAUAAUGAAUCUAUUCCAAAUUAUUAUGAAUGGUCAUUAUGUGAUAUUAAUAGUGCACAUAAUGAUCUUUUUAAUCAAAUGUCUUCUCGACAUUUACAAACAUUAAUCUAUUCUACAAAUUCUAAAAUUGAAUCAUUAUCUUAUUUUAAUUGUAAAAAAAUUGAUGAAUAUUCAUUAAUGUAUGAUCGAAUUAUUCAUGGAGAUUAUAUUUAUCUACAACAACAUUUUGGUACUAGUCAAAUGAAUAGACCACAUCCUCUACGUAAUUCAAUUCCAUGUGAAGAAACAUUUCGAUGGAUGCCAGUUAGAUCAUCAUCAAUAAUUGGAAGACGUGUUCAUUUACCAUUGGAUAUAUUUUAUAUGACAUCAACUUUAACUAAUAAAAAAUCAUUAAAAAUUUAA
Messenger RNA from Rotaria sordida, 534 nucleotides. Lineage: Eukaryota; Metazoa; Rotifera; Eurotatoria; Philodinida; Philodinidae. The record is from the annotation of a GenBank genome assembly.